Parastagonospora nodorum SN15 is the source of this 333-nucleotide messenger RNA. RefSeq lists its product as hypothetical. The record is from RefSeq and is a predicted model, not a curated record. The transcript is spliced from 2 exons. Lineage: Eukaryota; Fungi; Ascomycota; Dothideomycetes; Pleosporales; Phaeosphaeriaceae. The coding region runs from base 1 to 333 and encodes 110 amino acids.
AUGCGUCCCGCACACAUCCUCCUCUCCCUGCUCCCCGCUCUCUUCCCCCCAGCCCGCGCCCUCCCCGCCCAAGACGAUGCCUUCCGCGUCGACCGCCUGAUCCGCAAGGCAGGCGUGGAAGACAGAUGUAUUGAUUAUGCAUGCCACUCCUUCACGCCCGCCAAAAUGUGCUCGCACGACCAGCGCGAGCACAUGCAAUACGUGUGCUGGGACAUAAUGCACGGCGGGACGGGCGGGUUCGGGGAGACGGAUCGGCUGGGCAAGAUGUUGGUGGAUGGGGUGCGGAGGGAGAUGCGGGUGUUGGAGAGGUGGGUUAGGCAUACUGAGUUAUAG